This is a messenger RNA of Lates calcarifer (barramundi perch), 2838 nucleotides long. RefSeq names its product CCN family member 1-like. Lineage: Eukaryota; Metazoa; Chordata; Actinopteri; Centropomidae. Gene Ontology annotation, biological process: signal transduction. The record is from RefSeq and is a predicted model, not a curated record. Gene Ontology annotation, molecular function: protein binding. Gene Ontology annotation, cellular component: extracellular region.
UUUAGACAGAGUGGAUUCCAGUAGAAAAACAACGACCAAGGUCUGAAGAGAGACAGAAACUCAGUGUGAAACUACUUGAAACUAACAACCAUCCAGUGGAGUGAGGCGUAAAGAUACUAGUUUGUAUUUAUUUGUAUUUUAUAGAACCUUUUCAUAGGCUAAUCAUGGCUUUUCUGAUCUACCUGACUGUACUGACAACAGCCGUCGCCACACAGGUGACCGCUAGCUGCCCAGCAGUGUGCGAGUGCCCUGCAGACCCCCUGGUUUGCCCUCCGGGGGUUAGCGCUGUGUCGGACGGAUGCGGGUGCUGCAAGGUGUGUGCCGCUCAGCUCAACCAGGACUGCAGCCCCAUGAGGCCUUGUGACCACCACAAAGGGCUGGAGUGUAAUUACGGCAACGAUGUGACCAUGGCCUGGGGCAUCUGUCGAGCUAAAUCUGAGGGACGUACGUGCGAGUACAGCGGCAAGAUCUACCAGAACGGCGAGAGCUUCCGUGCGGGCUGCAAACACCAGUGUACCUGCAUCGACGGUGCCGUUGGCUGCGCUCCUCUCUGCAACAACAAGCUGCCGCCAGCUUCAUCGUCCUGCCCCUACCCGCGGCUGGUCAGGAUACCUGGGCAGUGCUGCUUCAGUGUGGACUGCCAUAAGGGCACCUGGCGCCUCCCACCUAAGCAUCAGGUGCCUCCACCACAACAACACCUGCCCAGACCUCAGCACCAUCCAGUUCCGCACGGACCUGAAAACGAGCUGGUUCUGGCCAAUGAGCUGGCAGAUGUUAAGUCCAGCGGCUGGGAGAGCAAACAUGGCUACAAACACGUGCCAGUGUGGAACCACCUGAAGGAAAAGAAGUGUCAGGUGCAGACCACAGACUGGUCCCACUGCUCUCGCAGCUGUGGGAUGGGCGUCUCCUCUCGAGUAACCAACAAGAACCCCCAGUGUAAGCUGGAGAGAGAGAUGAGGAUCUGCACCAUACGGCCAUGCCAAAGCCUGACCGUCCCGGCCAAGAGAGGGAAGAGGUGUUCCCCAACCCAGAAAGCCCCAAAGCCUGUCCGCCUGUCCUUCGGAGAGUGCGUGAGCGUGCGCCUCUACCGGCCCAAUUACUGUGGCGUGUGCACAGACGGACAGUGCUGCUCACCACGCCGCACACGCACCGUACCUGUGACCUUUACCUGCCCGGACGGAGAGCGUUUCCAGAGGUCGGCCAUGUUCAUCCAGUCAUGUAAAUGCAGCAAUGACUGCGGCCACCUCAAUGAAGUGGCCCUCCCCCCGCAGCACUGGAUGUAUGGGGACACACACAAGUUCAUAGACUAGAACUGAGGAGUUCUUUUUCUUUUUUUUUCUUUUGAUAUAAAUGUGAUGAGGUCAACUUUCUUGAUGAAAGAAAAUGCUUCAAGACGAGGGGCCAUUUUUUUUCUUCUCAUCUGGCUCCAACUAAGUGAAGACCACAGGCACCCACCUGACUGCAAAGACAGCAGGCAGGGCGGCCUUAGUUUUAUUCACAAUCAUGAAGGCAACCCGUAAUGUAAUAUGUGUGACCGGAGUGGAUUAUACACUUCCCUGCUCCUGUUCAAACAGACGUGGGACCUAAAUUAGAGCCCAGAAGCGGCCUUGGACUUCCUCCACUCUGGACUGAUUGCUGGUUCAGGUGUGGAGGAUUUUUUUUUCUUCCUUUCUUUUUGAACCCCUCAGAUCAGCCUGAGAAGAGAAACACUACCAGAGCAACAAAGCACUUUGUUUAGCACUGAAAUUUACUGAGCUAUAGCUUUGACAGCAGUGCACAAGGAUCACUUGCAUCAAUAGCCUCACUUACUGUGAUGGUAAAGACUCUAUAUCCCACAAUGCAUUGCAACUACUCAGUGACAGGCAGCAAAAUAAUAUUUUUUUGCAGCUUUUAUGUUGAAAACUCCAGAGUAUAAUGCAAAAUGUGGACAAAGACUUUUUUUUAAUUAGGAAUAUCUAAAGUCAGCACGUUACAAACAUUGACACAGACGGCACCGACUGUGCUUUUUUUUUUAUGAUGACAUGUCAAGCCAUCUAAAACUUUACACACAGCAAUGAAUGACAGUGUUUCCUUGAAACACAGAAUAUAAAUGAUAAGGAAUUAUCUGGAACUGAAACAAGCGUCAACAGGGACUGGACCAAUGCCAACGCACUUCCCAAAGACAUUUGAUUUCUUGUUUGUGCAUUAAAUGCAGCCUAGAGAAAUGUCUUACACACACCUGUUUUCCUUGAAUUUAUUUUGGAUCACACUGUAUUCUUCUAAUGCAGCUUCUUAAUUUUGAUCCAAGUUUGUAUUGCGGUCACAUUUAUUCACUUCUGUGGAUUGAGACACCGUAAUGUAGCUGUCACAAGUUUUUGUUGGCCCAUCCAUGUGAUAAAACUGGCUGCUGGGCUCAAGUUUCAUGUGAGGUUUUAUUUUAACUCAACUUGUUCAGUUUCAAAUUAUCCCACUUGGCAGAAAGUUAAAAGUCAUCAUCUGUUUGUGAAAACAGUGGCUGUGUCUUCAAACUAUGACAAUAGCGCCCUCUGCUUGUGAGAAUAAUUACCUACAAUCAAAAGUGACACCACAAAGUUUUUAUUUUAUGAUAACGUUUGUGUCAGCUUAUCUUUAAUGUAACAUCUUGACAUACAUGUGCAAAAUUAAACACAACACCAUUGAGUGAUGUAUAAAAAGUUUAUUUCUUUAACCAAAACAAUAUAUCCAUGGUUUUUAACAAGAAAAGCACUAAAACAAGCGCCCCACAAAGACAUGAUAAAAUAAAAUGAAAUGUUUUAUCAUUAUAAACUUGCCAACAAAUAUGGUGGGAGGGGGGACUUUUUUUUUUUUUUUUUUUUUUUU